CAGCACGAGUCUGGUCGACCACUUUCUCUCCCCCACAGGUGACCGCGGGGAGGCCGACCGCCGGCCAGAUGUGGUGCGGAAGGACCAGGGCCUUGCUCCGGAUGUCGGGGUUAUGGCCGACAGGGGUGCUCGGGAGGAGACCGCUAAACUGCAGUGCUGCGUCACUGGCGGGAAGCAACUCCCCCCGGUGUUGGAACUGCGGCGGCCUAGGGGGCCCCUUGCGAGGGGACCGGUUCUUCUGCCCUCAGUGCCGCGCGCUGCAGCCACCUGACCCCACGCGAGACUACUUCAGCCUCAUGAACUGCAACCGCUCCUUCAGAGUUGACACUGCGAAGCUCCAGUGUAGGUACCAGCAACUACAGCGUCUUAUCCACCCAGAUUUCUUCAGCCAGAGGUCUCAGACUGAAAAGGAUUUCUCAGAGAAGCAUUCGACCCUUGUUAAUGAUGCCUAUGAGACCCUUCUGGCUCCCCUGAGCAGGGGAAUAUACCUUCUAAAGCUCUGUGGAGUAGAGAUUCCCGAAGGGACAGAUUAUGAAAUGGACAGUCAAUUCCUCAUGGAAAUAAUGGAAAUCAAUGAAAAACUUGCAGAAGCUCAAGGUGAAACUGCCAUGAAAGAGAUGGAAUCUAUUGUCAGAGCUAAACAGAAAGAAUUGACUGACAAUGUGAGCAGAGCUUUUGAAAGAGGACUAGCUGAGCCAUCUGUUGAGGCCUGAUAGUAGAGGAUAUUUGGGAGAUGACAUGAGCAAAUGUGCAUUUACUGAGGAGCAUCUCUAUGGAAACGAAAAGGAAAACAAAGGUCAAUGGCUGGAGCCGACUAUAACCCCAGUUUCUGAGUCCAGAGGGCAGCCACCUGAGAAGACACUGACCGCUUAAGCGUCUUUAGGUGUUGGCAUGAGGACAGCAGAGGCAAUCUGACGCAUCUCCUGGCUUGUAGUUUGAAUGUUUGUGGUGAUGGCAGAGACAUCAGCAUCACAGUCAUGGUUAUUCUGCAGAGCACAGCGUGGAAGGUGCGCGCUUUCUGAGUGGCCCGUGUACCAGCAGCUCCAGGCACAAAGGUUGCCCGUGAUUUGUUGUGAUGAGUUCUUUGAAGUUUCUAUCAAGUCCUCCAGCUUCAGCUUGCAGGACUUUUCCAGAUCCUGGAGGAAAGGGGCAGCUAUAAGACAGCCUGAGUCCCACUGAGGAUCUGGGCAGUCAGGUUUUCGUUCUUAGUGACAGUAAGUCAGGAGGGAGGGAGGAACAUUGGAAACAUUGGUUUGGAAAGUUGUAGCCAGAUGUUGAAAGAAACUAGAAGAAUUGAGGAUUUGCUGAGGGCCGACAAAAUGUGUAAGGAUCCAGUUCAGUUUACAAGUAGAUAAUAAAACCUCAAAGACAAUGAACAGGAUGGGAUUCUGAUAAUUCGCAAGGUUGUGUUAUUCU
Eubalaena glacialis (North Atlantic right whale) is the source of this 1416-nucleotide messenger RNA. RefSeq names its product HscB mitochondrial iron-sulfur cluster cochaperone (gene HSCB). The transcript is spliced from 6 exons. Gene Ontology annotation, cellular component: mitochondrion. The record is from RefSeq and is a predicted model, not a curated record. NCBI's taxonomy places the organism in Eukaryota, Metazoa, Chordata, Mammalia, Artiodactyla, Balaenidae. Gene Ontology annotation, molecular function: protein-folding chaperone binding; ATPase activator activity. Gene Ontology annotation, biological process: [2Fe-2S] cluster assembly; protein complex oligomerization. Bases 69 to 713 code for a protein of 214 amino acids.